CGGUUCGUAAUCCUCAGUCCGUGAAGCCACAGAGAUAAUCUACGCCGUUGGAUCUAACCCCUGCACCAAUCUCGAUGCAAAGCCGGGGACCAGGAGAAGGAAUGGAUGGGAGGAGGAAAAAAGACGGCAGGGUUCCGAAUCCCAUCGCCGAUUUCGGAUCCAAAUCGAGGAGCAUGGAGGAAGCGGACUGUAAUAUGAUACUGGAAGUCCCUGAUACUCCCGAUAGAACAACAACAAGACAUUUGACUUCUUCCCGGGGAAAUAAUUUCAAAUUGGAUGGCAUUCCAAAUUACAGCCCUUUAACCAGGGCUGGUUUGAACAGUAGACACUCCAAUCGCCAUAAUUCGGUUGGAAUUAGCAAUGCAUCCGAUGAUGCUGAUUUCUACUUUCUAGAAGCCAAUUUAGCACGGCAACUCUCCAGGACUUCAGAAGCUAAACCUUCUUUCGAGUCCCAGAGUAAGCCGCUUGAACCUGGGCAUGCGAAGAUUUCAGAUGGAAGUGCUAGGAGCAGAAGAACAAUUGACUUGAGUUGCAAAAGCCCCGUUGUGGAGAACGUGUGUUCCUUGAGUGAAAAUUGUAUUACUAUAUCACCGUCUGCUGACGACAAGAAGAUAGAGGAACUUCGUGGGAACAAUGCUGGAUUGAAGUAUAAAGAUAAAGGAAAGGGAAUUGAUCUAUCUAGUAAUACACAACUUAGGAAUGGUUGUACCUCUCCAUGUAAUGUAGAAAAAAGUAACAUUGAAGACAAUGGAAAAGGAACAGAUCUGUGUAGGGAUCCGGAAUUUGUAAAUGGACAACCGCGUCGUACAAGAAGUGCACAGAGAAGGCUAGUACGAAAUGGUCGCAUAUCCCCGCUCAACAUUGAGCGGAGUAGAAAUAUUGUGAAGCCAAGGGAGGUCAACAUCGGGAAUAAUGGGAAUUUGUCUCAUACAAUACACAUCAUUAGCCCUGACUCUCAAGACAAAAAUUCUAGUAAAAUGAAAGGAAAAGCGACAGUGGGAGAUAUUGUAGCGUCUAACGAGCAAUCUGCUAAAGAUAGAUCUUGUGCAAACAGUGUAAGUUUGACAACUGGGAAGGAGCUGGCUGCCACUCCAGAUGCUGAGGGUGGUGCUCAUAGGCUUGAGGAUAAAGGUUGGAUCACAACAAGAAAUCACACGCGAAAGUCAUCGGCAGCUUCAACAUGGAACACUGCUGGCACUUUGAAGAGUGAAGAUGCCAGUCACUCCUUUGGUGGAAUCCAUGAAGUUACAAUGGCAAAUACAAGUUCUGUGAAUGUCGUACAAGUUAAUUCUGAAGUACCACCCAUGCAGCAUGGAACCAAUUCAAUCCUAAUUCAGGACUCUGGGGAGUUGCAGAAAGAAAAUGGAAGAGUUAAUGGAAAGAGGAAGCUAGGUUCAUCACGCUCUCGAGUCGGUGAAUGUUCCAGCUCAACUUCUAAUGAUCCUGAGAGCUUAAAUUUUGGAUCUUCUAGGCAAACUUUACCGUCAGGAUCAGCGAGAAGUCGCAGAUCUCAGCGUGGUGGCCUGACAUUGGCCCCAGUCAUUGAGGUGGAUGAACUGCAGUCUCCUGAAGCAUCAUCCAAUGCUGCUGAUAGGCAUAUGCAGGUUGAGUCUGAUGAGAUGUUAGCUCGUCAACUCCAAGAGGAAUUGUACAAUGAAACUGCAGUAACUGGAAAUAUUGAUGAGGCGGCUGCAGGGGUGGAUACAGCACAUGGCAAAUUAAUAAAAAGCAGGAUUGAUGCGAGUAUAGCAUUGUUGCUACAGGAGAAUGAUGGACACAGUGCCUCUAUUUCAAGGCAGAACCGAGCUCGUCGUAGAGAUCUACCAAGUUCAUCACUGCGCUCUCGUCUCUGGCAAAAUUCUGGACGAGAAACAUUUCGUUCUCGGGUGCCCACAUCGAGUAGACUAGCCCAAAUGAGAAGAGAGUUGCACAUGACAAUGAUGGAUCUCAAUAGGAGGUUUGACAUCAUAGGAACAGCUUCAUUUGGUGAUGCAGCAAGGGUGAACAACAUUCUUCAUAUGCAACGAGACUUUAAUGAGGAUGACUAUGAGUUGCUUUUGGCACUUGAUGAAAACAACCAUCAACAUGGUGGUGCUUCAGACAGUCAGAUAAGUAACUUGCCACAGUCAGUAAUCCAGAAUGCUGACUCCGAGGAGGCUUGUGCUGUGUGCCUUGAGCCCCCCUCUAUAGGAGAUACCAUCCGCCAUUUACCUUGCUUGCAUAAAUUCCAUAAAGAUUGCAUUGAUGCAUGGUUGAGAAGAAAACGGUCGUGUCCCAUUUGCAAGUCUGAUAUAAGAUAGUCAAGUAACCAGAAGCAUCUUCCAUUGGUCACUAAUUUUGGGGGUAAGCUGUUGUUUGGAAUUCUCACUACAUUUUCGUCUGCCCAUCAGUUGAUGGUCGGGGAUCUAAUCACCCGACGGUGGUAACAUCAAUGAGCACACUUCUUUGUUUUUCAGAUGGAAUCAUGGUCUGGGUUAUCUGUUACUUUACUUUGUGAACAAUAUAGAAGGAUGCAGCCGAUAUAAUUAGCUUUCCUAAGUUUUAAUUUAGAAUUUUUGAAGUAUUUAUCGUUAUCUUUUGUUGUCAGUUGGCAACAUGUAAUUGAAAGGUUGUUGAUUUGAUAAUAAUGUUCUCAGUAUUUCAUCUAAUCCGAUACCUCUUGUUUGGUAGUACAUCAGACUGCAUUAUUAGGAUGGGAUUGUAGUAACAUCUUUCCUAAUGUGAGGAGGAUUAUGCCCUGGGUUUGCACGAAGAGUUACCGUGAAAACUAUUUUCUUUUUUAGCUCUAUAGUUGAAGAAGUUACCAUCAAAAAUAUUUCUUAGCUUCUAUA
Asparagus officinalis (garden asparagus) is the source of this 2831-nucleotide messenger RNA. RefSeq names its product E3 ubiquitin-protein ligase RNF6. Lineage: Eukaryota; Viridiplantae; Streptophyta; Magnoliopsida; Asparagales; Asparagaceae. The transcript is spliced from 10 exons. The record is from RefSeq and is a predicted model, not a curated record. Gene Ontology annotation, molecular function: zinc ion binding. The coding region runs from base 75 to 2300 and encodes 741 amino acids.